AGAAUAAGGUGUUGUCCAUCGUUGCUGAGUGCAUGCAUGCACUCAUUCCACUUGGGCAGUUCCUCCGCCCCUCACUCUCGAGAGACUUUUCCCCUUCUUAGUCAAUGCGCAAUCUGAUAGUGAAACGAUGCGCUCCAAACCCGAUGACAACACCAAGUUCUGACUUCCAAUAGGGUCAUUCAAACGCGUUUCUAGCAGAAUGGGCGUUGUGUUUGUCGAUAGAAAGAUCGUUGGUAUUGGCGUGUUGGUGGGUGUGACCAUUUUUGUGGUAGGCAUUCUUAUCGGGUAUUUUAGCACUUCGAGUGGCAAUGGAUCCACGGCAUAUGAACACAAACAAGGUAUAGAUCCUGAGUUCUUGGAGGAAGCACUGGCUUCGGUUGAGUCGGAGAAACUCCGAGAUUAUCUGGAGUUUCUCACACGGGAACCUCACAUUGCCGAACUGAGACGCGAUCAAGAGUUGGUGCAGUGGACCCAAGACUCUUGGGAGCAAGCUGGAUUGGAUCGUGUCGAGCAAAUUGGUUACGACGUACUGCUCACGUGGCCCAAUCAGACCAAACCAAAUAAGAUCUACCUACUGGAUGGACAAAAUCGGGUUCAAUUCACCUCCCGGCAUCAAGAAGAUGAGUUGCACGACGGUGAUGACCACCCUGAGUUCGUCCACGCUUUCAAUGCUUACUCGGCUACGGGCGAGGUCACGGGUAAACCUGUCUACGUUAAUUACGGCCGCGUCAAAGAUUUCCAAGAUCUGGAAACGCUGAAUGUUUCCGUGAAAGGAAGGAUUUGUGUCAUGCGGUAUGGCAAGAUUUUCCGAGGAAACAAGGUCCAACAUUGUGAACAGCGUGGUGGAAUUGGCGCCAUCUUGUUCUCGGAUCCCGAGGAAGUGGCCCCAUUUGGCACCGAUCCCGAGAAUGUCUACCCCAAUACAUUUUUUCUCCCUGGAAGUGGCAUUCAGCGAGGUAGUGCCUUCAUCGGAGACGGAGAUCCACUGUCCAUGGGGUACCCAUCAGUCCCCAACGCCUACCGGAUCAGGGUUGAAGACGCUGAUUUGUUGCCCAAGAUCCUAAUUCAACCCAUCGGCUAUGAUGACGCCAAAGUUAUUUUAGAGAAAAUGGGCGGAAAACCGCCCCCCGAGGAAUGGAAAGGUAAAAUUGAGGGCGUUGACUACCGAUUGGGUGGUGAGAUGUUACCCGCCUUUGCUGAUUGGAACAUCAAGAUGAAUGUGAACAACUACAACGACACCGUGAGCAGCAUCAACGUCAUUGGUUAUCUCAAGGGCAGGGUUGAGCCUGAUCGCUAUGUUUUCGUGAGUAACCACAGAGAUGCGUGGGGAUACGGAGCAAUGGACCCUUCAUCUGGUACGGCCCAAGUCAUGGAAAUGGUCCGCAUUCUAGGGAAAUUGCAUCAGGGCGGCUGGAGCCCCCGACGAACGAUAGUCUUUUGCAGUUGGGGCUCAGAGGAAUAUGGCAUUUUGGGCUCUUACGAGUGGGUGAUGGAUAAGGUGAGCAAAAUCAUGGCUCGCUCUGUGGCUGUGAUCAACGUGGAUGUUGGUGUCUCAGGGCCCAUUGCCAGGCAUAAGUCCUCGCCCAUCCUUCGAGAGCUCGUUUAUGAAGCGGUCAAGCAAUCCUCAGAUCCAACGAUGACAGAUAAUGAAGGUACAAGCUCUCGAAGUUACUACGAUUUCUGGAAACUAUGGUACAACCAAGACAAAACUGAUCCUAACCAACCCGACGAGGAACCAGAAAUUGGACUCAUUGGCUCGGGCUCCGACCAUGCCGCGUUUGCUUUCUUUGCGGGCGUUCCCGCUGUGGAUAUCAGGUAUCGCGAUGAUCCCAAGAAAUAUAAAGGUGUAGGCACUUACCCCAUGUAUCAUACCGGCUUUGAGACCUUCUACUUGGUGGAUAAAAUCGUGGACCCCGGAUUCAAGAUCUACAAGACAUCCACAGAAACGAUGCUCAGUCUCACUUUGAGCAUGUCCGAAUCUCAGAUCAUUCCGUAUGCUCUGGAGCGAUAUCCCGAAGCCAUGCAAACUACCAUGAAAUCGUUUCAGGACUCAAAUGUGAGCCAUUUACUAGAACAUAAUGGAGCCUCACUAACCUUUCUGGUUCAAGCCAUUGAUGAAUUUGAGACGGCUGUGAAAGACUUCGUCACUCGAUUGAGAGAGCUUGAUACCUCGAACGAGCUUCAAACGCGUCAAAUCAACGACCAGAUGAUGCAGUUGGAGCGCGUGUUCAUUAUGCCACGUGGUUUGCCAGGAAGACCAGAUGCAAGGCAUGCCAUUUUCGCUCCAGCGAAGUUUAACAGUUAUGGCGGCUCAGCCUUCCCAGGGAUUUCUGACUUAAUUCACGAGAUUGAAAAGCUCCAGGGAAAAGCGUUAGCUCAACGUUGGGAGCAGAUCAAACGUCACGUGUCGGAUCUCAUGAUUCUUGUGCGAAAUGCUGCUGACUUCCUAAAACCUCUAGAUGAUAUUUGAGGCUUUUUAAAUUUCCUAAGAGGCAUUGAAUGUGAAAAUAUCUUGUUAUGCCAUGCCUAUCUCAUAUUUACCGUGUACCAAUGAAUAAAUGUACAAGGAGUA
Messenger RNA from Tigriopus californicus, 2572 nucleotides. Its product is annotated as N-acetylated-alpha-linked acidic dipeptidase 2-like. The coding region runs from base 200 to 2470 and encodes 756 amino acids. NCBI's taxonomy places the organism in Eukaryota, Metazoa, Arthropoda, Copepoda, Harpacticoida, Harpacticidae. The transcript has a single exon. Gene Ontology annotation, molecular function: carboxypeptidase activity. The record is from RefSeq and is a predicted model, not a curated record.